UAGAGGGCUUAACUUUCCGAAAGAUGGAGACUGUGCUACAGCGUGGGAUGCUGGAUGAUCAAUACCGACCUCUGAGUCGUAUUUUGGACCAAGUUAUACAGUCAAGAAAGAUAGAGACGAGUAUCAUGAAAACAGUAACGCACACUUGCACGCCAGGAACUACGGUUUUAGAUUUACCAGAAUGUGAUUCGAUCGAGGACAUCGCUGAAUCAGUAGACGAACUACGAGCGAAAUUGGCGAACAUGAAGAGAUUGAUGGAAGAGCGGCGGGGUACCACCCUGGGUGAGAUCAGCGCAAGGAAGAGAAAGGAGACCUCGGAUAUUAUAGAUGGCUACUUUUUAUCUUGGAUAUUCGGCUCGGCACUCGUCGUCAUCUUGAGUAUCAGUUUCUACGCCUUUUACAAUCUCUAUCAUGCAGUCCUGAAAAAAUUUCCAUCAUCUCAUACAGAAUUAUAAACAGACGGAUAAGAAUGGAAAAAUUUUUACACUGGCGAAUUUGUGCUGGCAAAUUGUUCAAUUUGGAUAUAUUCUUUUACGAUCAAUAGAUGACAAGCAAAAAGAUGUGUCCAAAGAUCUCAAACUUCUUGCCCAAUUCUCAAGAAGUAUACCGGCUGGUGAUUUCGUUUGAUAUUAAAAAUAUCUGUCUAUCCUCUGGGAUAUAAUAAUGAAAUGUCUGGAAUAAGAGAACAAGGUAGAAAGAAUUUAAGAAACGAACAGAAUAGCAGGAAAGUUCCUUUCAUGUGCACUUAACAAGCUCAACGAAUAUUUUAUAGCGUUCAUUCAAAUCGAAAAAUACUUCCUUCUCUGUUCACUACACAUUUCGCAAGGAACUGUACUCUCAUAAAGAAAAUUCAGUUACUGAAAAAUUAUCACAA
Bombus impatiens (common eastern bumble bee) is the source of this 874-nucleotide messenger RNA. RefSeq lists its product as uncharacterized. The coding region runs from base 24 to 455 and encodes 143 amino acids. NCBI's taxonomy places the organism in Eukaryota, Metazoa, Arthropoda, Insecta, Hymenoptera, Apidae. The record is from RefSeq and is a predicted model, not a curated record. The transcript is spliced from 3 exons.